UCUGAACGCACAAAUGAUUUACGAGAAAAUACUCCUAAGUAGUAGAACAUGAUAACUUUGAGUCAAUAUUUCCAACUUACUGAAACCAGGAAGAACUAAUCAUAAGCAGUAAGAAAAGGAAAACAAUGGAGUCUCGAACCAGCCACUGAUGCGCAAAGGUGAAGGGUCAUCAUGAAGUAAGAGUAAGAUGUCGGAGUUCACGACACAGUUGUGUAGACGCUAGGUUUAGGCGUGAUGUUACUAGUUUAUUUAAAUAAGAGUUAAAAAUAAAAGAAAAGGAAGUUAAAUGAGUGCUUUAUGUGGUCAACAUCUUUUCGGAUUCCUGUAAGAGAAAAGACAAGACGCCAUACUUUUUUAUGAAUAUCAAUCAUAAUUUGUUUUUAUUUGACUGCUAGAAAAAUCUAUUAAUAACCCUGACCUCAGAGUAACUUUUACUCGCUUAAAAUAUUUCUUAUCAAUAGGUGAUCCUCUUGUAUUUCUCCGGUGGGCACAUACUCUCCACGAUUUGAAUCUGAUAAAACUGAAAUAGAUGAACACUGCUUCAUGCCUUUUUUUCUUUCAAUUCUUCAUUUUUCUUCUUUCUUCAAAUUUCUCUUUUUAUUCUUACUUCUUUGAAAUAGUAAUCUUCUUUGUCUUUAUUUCAGGUGGUCGACAGGGGACUUAACCUUCGCGAACCUAGCUUUUUUUAAAAAAGGGGCAUCAAAGGGAAAUAACUGCUGGAAACUAUUCCUUGUCAAAAGUUAUCCCUAACUUCCCUGUAAAAACUAGAUUUGCUUGCAGAUAUUAAGAGACAAAAUACCAGGAAAAUGGAGCAGCGUCACCACGAGGUCAAAGUUCCAUCAAGUCGAAUACAGCAGCAUUGUGAGAUACAAGAGGAGGUUACAGUAUAAAGACAGAUUGAAGAAAGGAGCAGACUGACACGAUAAAUAAAUAUCCUUUACUUUAUAAUAACAUCUAUUUGUAAAUUCAAUGGUAAAUUUGUUAAGGUCAUUUCAUUACUUCCAGUGGAAUGCAGACGAUGGCUAAUAUUUCCCGUUGACAAUAAACCACACAUUGUCCACAUCUCAGUAAAACAGAAACUUGUCACUUGAUUUCAAGUGGUGCAGGGACACGGCUGAAACUAAAAGUUGUUAUGAGCUGUGUGUAAUGAUCUUAGCCUUGAGACACAUAUCUUUAACAUGAACACGGGACAGUCAUUUAUUUUGUUGUCAGUUUGUGCUGUUGGGACUUUGACUUCUGACAUGACACAAUGCAGCAAGAUACAGUUUCUAGGCUUGCCAGACCAGGAUACAAUCACAGUGGAAAACGGCAAAAAGCUGAGUGUGACAUUUUAUGUGAUUACCCAUAAAUGUCGAGAGCAGUCCAGCCGAAAAGUCAUCCAGCUGACGAAGUCUGAAAAAAACUUCACUCUACAUGUCUGCAGAGUUAUUCUAGAGAACCAAACGUGUGGUGUCUCAGGCUCUUCGUUUCACUGCAGAUGUCUGAACGGGACGGUUGCCCAGCUCCACAAGAUGGCGACAUUUUCAGACGAAGGGACGUAUGGAUGGUUCUUUGCCGACAAAAAUAAACUGGAACGAAACAUCACAUUUCAUAUCAUACCUGCAUCCAACACAGUGAACUUUGCACUGCCUGUGUCCGUUGCUGUACUGUUCGCUGUCUUCUUUGUCGUCGCUGCGGCUGCUGUGCACUGGACCGUUCGAGGAAAAAGACAGAGUGGCGAAAGAGGAAACUUCGAUGAAGUCAUGAACAAACAGCCGCCAAGUAAGGAUCAACUAAUGUUCAGACAUUGUGAGCAGGACAUCAGUUUUUACGACGAGGUACAAUAAGUUGAGAUUUGCCGGCAAAGUCAUCUUCAAAUCUCAAGAGACCAGCUACAAAAACUGUUCAGACAUUAUUUUCCACUUGUAUAUAUUUAUAAAAACUCUAACAGGUUUUUAUGUACAGUUUAGAAGUUAAUGUGAAAUAAGUACUUAAUGUAGGUUAAGAGAAACAACCUGGUCCACAGAAAAUACUUAGUUUCGUAAUGACUGGAGUUCAGUAAAAAUUUUAUUUUUCCAAACAUGGGUGAAUACAUUUUCCACUUCAUGUCUGCAUCGUUGACGUCUUUCUCUGAACAUUUACAACCUAAAGACCAAGUAGUCUUACUGAAUGAUGUUCUCGAGAUGGCAUGGUGUGGCGCAGAGAGAGAGAAACAUCCCUAUUAGGGGCAGCUAACUAUAUAACUAAUAUUUGUUCAUCAAUGGAAGAUUAAGGCCAAUGUAAAUAUGUUUGGCUUGAUAUAAUCACUAGUAUAACAAGUUGUUAGGAUUAUAUUAAAACUUAUUAGACGGGUAUAUCAGGUCAGAGAUACCCUUCAAUUUACAGCCACAUACACUCCAGUGGAACGCACUGACACCCAGGAUAAAUUGUCUCCCUUGCUGUAUUCCUAAAGAUGACAUUUUCCAAAUUAUUGGAUUUGCAAAAGUGAUGUGAACAAGAACAAAUAUGGCUUUAAAUAUUUUUAAAAAGAGCAAGAAAGGAUGAGAGCAUGUAUGUGCAUAUGUAUAGGAUUAGCCUUAUUACUCUUUCUUUUGUUCCGAUUGCAUUGUCACUUAGUCAA
Pomacea canaliculata is the source of this 2599-nucleotide messenger RNA. RefSeq lists its product as uncharacterized. The transcript has 4 exons. The record is from RefSeq and is a predicted model, not a curated record. NCBI's taxonomy places the organism in Eukaryota, Metazoa, Mollusca, Gastropoda, Architaenioglossa, Ampullariidae. The coding region runs from base 1179 to 1826 and encodes 215 amino acids.